Messenger RNA from Zasmidium cellare ATCC 36951, 1542 nucleotides. RefSeq lists its product as uncharacterized. Gene Ontology annotation, molecular function: transmembrane transporter activity. The transcript has 2 exons. Bases 1 to 1542 code for a protein of 513 amino acids. Gene Ontology annotation, biological process: transmembrane transport. The record is from RefSeq and is a predicted model, not a curated record. Lineage: Eukaryota; Fungi; Ascomycota; Dothideomycetes; Mycosphaerellales; Mycosphaerellaceae.
AUGGAGAAGAACACCGUUGCCCCGACCGAGUCGCCGCCCGUCAGUCCCUCAUCGAGUGUUGACACCGAUGGCGAGGACUUGACGUUGUUUGAGAAGAAGUGCUUGCUCAUCAAUCGAGAGACCGAUGGAAAUGGCAUGGGAAAGUACCAGUGGUAUGUCUGGUUUCUCUGCGGAUUUGGCUACCUCCUCGAUCUCCUCUGGGCGCAGGCUUUUGGUCUUAUCCUACAGUCCCUCGAGCAAGAGCUAGGUUUCUCUGGCAAUGAGUCGGGCAACAUCUCCGUGGCCUUCUCUGCUGGUCUGACAGCGGGAGCUUUCACCUGGGGUGUGCUGGUCGAUAUUAUCGGUCGAAAAUGGGCUUUCAACCUGACCUGCUUCAUAACCGCGGUGUUCGGCCUGGGUCUUGGAGGCUGCAACACAUACAAUGCAUUUCUGGUCGUUACUGCAUUCACUGGAUUUGGAAUUGGCGGAAAUAUCCCUAUCGACACGACGAUAUGCCUCGAGUGUAUUCCUCAGGAUCGCCGCUUCAUGCUGGCUCUACUAUCGAUCUUCCAGCCGAUUGGCGUGGUCAUCACCAGCGUUCUCGCCUACGCAUACAUCCCGAACUACUCCUGCUCUCCCAACUUCAGUCAACCGGACCCGCUGCCGUCAUGCAAGAACGUAGCCGAUGGACAGCCAUGUUGCACAAAGGAUAGCAACAUGGGCUGGCGAUAUCUCCUCUUCACUCUCGGCGCCAUCACCCUUGGUGUCUUCCUCCUACGUUCUGUCAUCUUCAGAUUCAAGGAGUCGCCCAAGUUCCUGGUCGCUCGUGGCAAGGAUCAAAAAGCAGUCGAAGUGCUACAAGCGAUAGCCAGGAUGAACAAGAGGUCGUGCAGCGUUACACUCUCGGAGUUUGAAGAGCUGAACCAUCAACACAAGAUCUCGCGUGUUAUCACCGAAGCAGAUGAGGGCAAGAAGAAGACGUGGAAUGACAUAUUCGCGGAGGAGGGAUUGCGAUACCGCGAGCUGUUUAAAGACCAGCAGAUGAUUCGCCUCACCAUUCUAGUCUGGAUCACUUACGCGUGCGACUUCUGGGGAUUUACACUUGCGGGGACUUAUCUACCUUCAAUUCUGGCCAUCAAGAACUCGGAAAUCAAUCUAUCGCUGCAGCACACCUACCGCAGCUAUAUUGCUAUCUACGCGCCCGGAAUCGUGGGAGUAGUUGUUGGCUCGAUGAUGUACGGAGUUCCAACCAUCGGCCGCAAACUCGCAAUGGUGAUUUCUUCCGGACUGAUGGGCGCCUCGAUUUUCAUCUUCAGCACCGUGAAUUCAGAGGCCUCCAACAUCGGCUUAAAUGCCAUGGAGUACUUCUUCCAGUCCAUGUUCAACGCCGUCCUGUACGGCUGGACUCCCGAGGCCUUUCCCGCACCGAUUCGAGGAACUGCGUGCGGCAUUGCUGCUUUCUGGGGACGGCUUUUCUCCAUCCUUGCGCCUCUAAUAGCUCAGAGCAGGAUACCAACGAGUGGCUUGGCGGAUAAUCCUGAAUCGAUCAACACCGUAUUGUGA